AUGAGUUCCAAAGAGAAAGAGUUAUCCAAAUCAAAGUUUAAGUCCUUUUUAAAAAACGCGAAAAAUCCAGCGGGAGCAAAUGAGCGCUCAUUAAGGCCAGAGAUUGAAUGGGAACUCCGUCCGGAACAGCCGGUUGCUCAAAGAUGUAAAAUUUUGAAAGAUUUAGGCGAUCUUCAUUUGCAGUCUUAUAAUUUGGAGGAGACGGCUAUCAUUAAAUUGUGGGAUGUUACCAAAGACCUUUUGGUACCGACGAAAUCUAUGGAUUGUCGUCAGACAGCUUUAACGUUUUAUAAGAAACUCGUUUACACACAAUAUAAGAACUUAACAUAUAUGCGUGAACAAUUCUUUUUGGUUAUUCAAAAUCAUGAAGUAAAUGAGGAUCUUAAACAUCGCCUAGAAUUACUCGAUACGCUAACGGAAAAUGGCAAAGAUAUAAAGAAUUUAGAAGAAAAGAUCGGACGUUUUAUGCUUAUGUGGUUACCGGCUAUUUUGGAGGCCAACCUUUUGAGACCUUACCUAGAUAUGUUAGUUAAUUUAAUUAAGUUUAAUGCUGCCCAUUUAGAUAAUGAUAUCAUUGUAGGAAUUGUUCAAAACGCUUGUAAUUUAAGUUGCAUUAUAGCAGAUGAUGAUAUAGGUUUACAGUGUUUAACUAUUUUGGAAAUGGUGAUGAGUUAUACGAUAUUUCCGAGUGAUCCUUUACCACAAUUUGUGUUUACUCUAUGUCGCACCGUUAAUAUUGCACCUUACUGCCGAUCUUCUUGGAAGAUAAUGAAAAAUCUUCUCGGCACUGAGUUGGGCUAUCAUUCCAUGAAAAUGAUGUGCAAUAUAUUAAAUGAUCGUACGCUUUACGAGGACGAUUAUCUUUUGCGUGGUGCUGUUUUUCAUUUAAAUAUGAACAUAUUUAGCGCUCAUAUGGUUUUCCAGGUCUCGCCACUAUUUUACGCUUCGACCGUGUUAAACAGUUUUUUGAGGGCUCUUGAUAGUCGUCACGUUAGCGUUACUUACGAGGUAAUCCUUGGUAUACAUAUUGUCAUCAAUAAAUAUAAGGCUGAACUGCCCGAAAUUAUAUGGGAUCGUAUAUGUGAUAUAAUGUCAACGAUAGUGGAUAACAUUAAAUAUUAUGAAAGUUAUACGAGCACAAUAAAUGGUUUAACGCAUUUGAAAAACCAUUUUCACGAGAACAUCAAUUGUAUCGAAAAAUUAUUGCAAGAUGAGAAAACGAAAAUUCUAGCAAAUUAUGAACGUAUAUAUGAUUUGAUUGAGCGCGUGGCCGAAGAUCGUCCCGAGCAUUCGGUGGUAAAUUUAAUCGAUUAUCGUUCAUCGAAAAUUACAGCUACCCGGCCGGAAUGGUUGCGAUUGUUAAAUGCGUUCACUCAGCGAUUUUACAAAAUGUGCAGCACCAGUAUACGUAUAAAAGUUAUACAGGCUUUGGCCAAUAUUAUGGAUUUGAAUCGUUCGUGCUAUGAGGAGGAGAUUUUGGAACGUGUUGUGAUACCACUAUUUGGACAAGUGUGCUUAGAAACAGAUGUUCAAUUGCGUACAGCGGUGGCGAAGGCUUUAAUUGAUUUCGCACGCCAUUGCGAUACGAAAAGAUGUGGCGAACUCUUAGAUAUUUUAGAGAAAAUGAUAAAUCAUCCAUUUGAACAGAGUCCCCAGUAUGGAGAAUUAAAAACCGAAGCUGAAAUACAAGAUGUUGUCGCCGCUGUAGAUGGUUUAAUAGAAGUUUUCCUAGUGAAACUCUAUCGCCUGCCCACCUGUCAUGCCAUUAAAAUAUUUAAUAUACUCGUGGGUCAUUUGGAAUUGCAUUACGAGAAUCCGAAAGUAUUUGAGCAUAUUAAUAUCGUACGUUAUAAGAUUUUUAGUUGGAUGCUAAAGGCUCGAGCGAACGCCUCGUAUCACAUUGGAUUUCCUGAUCCUAGCAACAAUGAUUUAAUCCGAUAUAGCUAUUAUUUGGCUACAGAUUCUAGUUUACCCUUGCAUGGCAUGUCACAUCAUCAUCAGCGGACCCAAGUGAUGUCACAAUUAAGUUCAUACGAUAUUGUGCCAAAUGCUCAUUUUACUACGAUAUCGAUUAGGAGGGCAUGCAAAAUUAUAGUCAAGUGUUUGGAAAACGAUAGAGAUUUUCAAGUUUUCCAAUUAGUUAUUAAAGAGUUGCCGAAAGCUAUGCAGAAUAAGGCUCUAAUACAGGGUAAUGAUGUAGAAUCUUUGGCUCUGGCUUUGUUCAAAAUUAUGUUCGAAAGCAAUAAAACUUUGCAUCUGACUUAUAAGUCCAGUAUAGAUGAAUUGAAUUCGUUGGUGCUGCCCGCCAUUGCAGCUUUGGUUAUAUAUCACCAAUUUAUACAGCACUCGCAUCAAUCUAAAAUCAUCGAGGUUUUAAAGAUGGGGAUCCUGUCUGGUAUAGCGAAUAUCUGCAUUAACACCAUGACUACUAUAAUUUUGGAAAUGCCGGAAGCCCUAAUGCGCAAAUUACCCGACAUAUUAUUGCAAAUGAGUAAAAUGUCCGAUACCACAACCGUAGCCAUUCCAGUCUUGGAGUUUUUGUCAAUUUUAAGCCGUUUGUCCAAUCAUUUAUUCACCAAUUUUACACCCCGGCAAUACAUGUAUGUGUUCGCCAUAUCUUUGCCUUACACCAAACCGCACCGUUAUGAUCAUUAUACCGUGUCCUUGGCUCACCACGUCAUUGCUGGAUGGUUUUUAAAGUGUAAGCUGGAGUUGCGGAAAAAUUGUGUCACUUACAUAAUUUCGUCCAUUCAGUCUAAUGCUAGCAUGCUAUACGAGGAUAUUAAUAAACUGACCCGUAAUAUACAGCGUCAAGACUUCAAUUCACUGAAUGAAGAUUCCUCCAAUCGUAAACGUAGUACGAGUUUAACUGAAAGAGGGACGCGUAAUUCUUCUACAAACGCUACGACUAACCGUAAUGAUUCCGAGAUGCGCCCUUUGAUGAAUGCCAGCUUGAAAAGUUUCCAUGCUGAGUUAGCCGAGACAUGUAUUGAUUUUUUGGCUCGCCAUACCUUCUCGCCAUGUUCAGCUUUGCCAAAGCGGUUACCAGCGGUCGAAUAUCUUCUAAAGGAUGGACAGUCGCAGACUUGGUUGGUAGGUCAUAAUCUGGUUACAAUUACUACGUCUGGUUGUCCAUCAGGCCCGACGCAUAGUGGCUUAUGUGAUCGAUGUGCGCAGUUGGGCAAAACUUAUACUUUAAGUCCGAAGAGCAGUGCCGACAGUAACUCGGUCAAUACACCUAUCUCUCCUGAGGUGAACAAUCAACAACCAGCUAGUACGCGAGAGACGGGAGGUACAUAUGAACAUCGCUAUACAAAAGUAUCUUUACAACAUAGUAGUGGCAAUGAAUCAGCCGGAAGCACUGAUUUGACAUCAACGUCUUCAUCAUCUGCAUCCCAUACUACGCAAAGACAAACAUCAAAUAGUUCAAAUGCGUCAUUAGAAGCAUUGUCAAGAAGAGGAUCAAAUCCUGAAGCUGGUAGUGCAGAAUUGGGUGUGGGCAGCACAGCUGGAGGUGCUGGUGGAGGUAGUUGCGCAUCUUUACCAGGCAAUUCAUUGUCCUCUUCAAGUGUUUGCGCUUCUCCCAUAUGCGUGCGAUCUUGCUCGGCUUGGGCUGAGAUAUUGGUACGACGUCCGACUGGGAACAUUUCUUGGAUAACUCGCAUACAAAAUCCCAUUUCUAGUGAUUGUUUUGGUCAAGAAAUACCUUUCAUCAAUAUGGUGUCACUCUUUCUACCUACCUCGUAUGGAGGGGUGUUUGGACCGGAUUUUUUUUCACAGGAUCACAAUGUGGAAACUAACGAGACAAUAUCAGAAGUUGUCAAGGAAACUUUAUACAUAGGCGAUAUUUCGCGAUUAGAUAAGAUAUCUGGAAAUGCGAGCAAUAAAACUUUGGAAGAUCGUCGCAAAGCUGUGUCAAAAGUAAGGGCUUUGCAGAGGCAAGAAGAGAUCUCUUCAUCAACUCUAGCUGUGGCGUCGGUGACUGCCGGUACUGCCGCCAUUGAUAUACCAAAAUGUACAACGAGUAAGAGAGGAAAGGAGGCUUUGUCGGGCAGUGUUAGUGACGGUGAAGCGGAUGAGGACACGAUGGUUUUCGAUGGUGACCAGAGUCGAGCACGUAAGCCAGUAAGACGAGUAAACUCCAGUCCCGAGAUGAGUUCUAGCUGGCGAAAUAACUUUUUGAGCAAUAAACCGGCUCCCUUGCAUCAUCAUGAAACAAACAUGGAAUAUACUACAGAAAUCGAAUUGCAGCAACGAGAUUCACAUCAGGUACAACAAAAAAAGAAAAGUGUGCAAUACAGUAAAGUAAGCUGCGAAGCCAUACCUGAAGAAAUAGCAGGUUCAACUCCGCCGCAACAGCAACAAUCAACUGAAGUUAGUCUUAAAGCUCCAGACAUGAGUAGCUUGCCACCUAAACAGCUGUCAGCUGACGACGUGACGGAAAAUUUAAGUGCAGGCUUAGGGGUCGUGCAACAGUCCAUUUCAGCUUCAUCGCUCAAAACUAGUGAAGAGAAAAUUACAAGUAAACCACCGCUUUCUCCGGCGCCACAACAUUCGCCACGUUUGGAAAAAAUACAUACCGCUGCUAAGUCGACAUCCUUUGGCUCCCAUCAGGGUUUGACCAAGUCGACCAGCGGCGGUAAUGCAAUGGGUAUAACUGGUAACGCAGCUAGCAAUAUCAAUAAUGCCGACUAUGGCAGUGGCAAUGUCGGAGGCGAUAUCAUGCGUGGUCGGUCGAAGACCAUUUCUGUAGUACGUGAAGUAAACAAUGGCAAAACUCGCCCGCCCACCGCCACAUUCCGCGUCUUCAAUUCAUCAAAGCCGCAACUGAAUGCAAAGCUGUGCAUGAAUCCUAGCUUUGUAUUCUUACAACUCUACCAUACUGGGCAACUGCAAACUACUGACGCGCCCAUUAAAGUCCCAUCUGAGCAAAUGAGUGCUGUCAAUCUAUUGGAUUUGGCUCCACCAUUUGAGACUCAUAAAAUCGGCGUUCUUUACGUUGGUCAGGGUCAAUGCAAUAAUGUUGUAGAAAUUUUGCGUAAUUCCCAUGGCAGUAUUCGUUACGUAGAAUUCUUACGCAGCAUUGGUACUUUGGUAAAUUUAAAAGAAGCGGCACAAAACAAUUUGUUCGUUACCUUGGAUACUGGCGGUGCAGAUGGUAAUUUCACCUAUGUAUGGAAAGAUGAUAUCGUACAGGUGACAUUUCAUGUUGCUACCCUCAUGCCCACUAAAUUGAGCAGCGAUCCUAAUUGCAAUGAAAAGAAGAAACACAUUGGCAACGAUUACGUUAACAUUGUUUAUAAUGAAAGCGGCGAGGAAUAUAACCUGAAUACCAUAUCAGGACAAUUUAACUUUGCUUGCGUGAUUGUCGAACCUUUGGAAUUGAAUACUAAUCGUAUCUAUGUAAAGGCACGACCGGAAAUUGCAAAAUUUGUUUGCCACCCUGAGCCGAAAAUAGUUUCUGAUCGUAGCGCACCUUUAUUGGCCAGACAAUUGGCUUUACAUGCUAAUUUGGCAUCUCUUGUGUACCAGAGUUUGCAAAAGAAAAAUCCAUAUGCGUCCAAUUGGCUGGAAAGAUUGCGUAUAAUUAAACGCCUGCGUACAAAGCUAAUUGAAAGUCAAAAUCAACAUCAAGGUGCUACUGCUACUGCUGAUAUCGAUGAUAGAUCUGCAGAUACUAUCAAUAAACAAAAUACUAAUCGUGAUUUUACUAAAUACACUUAAAUUCUCUUAAACUUUCGGUAUUAAUCAAGCUUAUCUUUCAAUUCAAUAUGCAUUGUCUUUUUUCUAGUGCGGCAAUGCAUGCAACAUCACGAUGAGAUGAAAAUGUUGAUGACGAAACCCAUUUGGAGUGUAUCAUUGUCGAGUACAAGGUGAAUUUAGCGGAAUUUAUAUGGACACUCGUCUAUGGAAUAAGAUGAUUCUAGCGUUAGUAAGUAUAGUGGUGAAAAGGUCUGUAUUUGGACAUUCGGGGAGGGAAUGUAAGAGGCAGCUAAAGCAAAACUUAAAUAGCAAAGGUCACAGAGCAUUUGGAAGAUAAGUUACUCUUCGCUCGGAUUAUGCGGCUGUUUUUACCUCUUUUACGAAAAGCAACUUAGCUUAACCUUGAUAAACCCUGACCUUGAUUGGAUUCACCGAUCAUAAUUUUCACAAAUUUUCUAUACCUAAUGCGCUACGAUGCGUACUCAUUUUGUCUUGGUAACUUCAGAUUAUAUUGAAGAUAGAAGAGAAAAGUAUUUUAUAUGUAGUAAAAUUUAUUUGUUCAUAACUUAUUUUUAAUGAAAAAAGAAUUCAACACAAAGAGUGAUUCAUGCCAAACGUUUCGGCAGCAGCGCUCACCGGAUAUUUAUUUCUCAUAAUUUUCGCUAAAGAAUUGCGAUAUAUAUUAGUACGUGACUUGAUUGGUAGUCUGUGCAUGUUAGCGCACUACAUAAUCAGUAAUCCCCAGCCUGUA
Molecule: messenger RNA, 6454 nt
Organism: Glossina fuscipes
Lineage: Eukaryota; Metazoa; Arthropoda; Insecta; Diptera; Glossinidae
Gene: gig
Product: tuberin
Exons: 17
Coding region: 1-5724 (1907 amino acids)
Biological process (GO): negative regulation of Wnt signaling pathway; negative regulation of insulin receptor signaling pathway; regulation of cell cycle
Cellular component (GO): TSC1-TSC2 complex; nucleus; cytoplasm
Molecular function (GO): GTPase activator activity
Source: RefSeq, a predicted model, not a curated record